Molecule: messenger RNA, 3165 nt
Organism: Anguilla rostrata (American eel)
Lineage: Eukaryota; Metazoa; Chordata; Actinopteri; Anguilliformes; Anguillidae
Gene: kcnk3a
Product: potassium channel, subfamily K, member 3a
Exons: 2
Coding region: 315-1547 (410 amino acids)
Biological process (GO): potassium ion transmembrane transport; stabilization of membrane potential
Cellular component (GO): plasma membrane
Molecular function (GO): open rectifier potassium channel activity; outward rectifier potassium channel activity; potassium ion leak channel activity
Source: RefSeq, a predicted model, not a curated record
GGAGAAAUUAUGUCACUAAAGAAAACACAAGCACACCUCAGCGAAAAAUUACCAAAUAAGGCACGCACUGCACUGCACACACUCGCGUCUCGCGCGGAGUCCCGGGGGAGUCGGAUAAAGGAGGGGGUGUGUGCGGGGGUGGUGCUGAACGAACAGCUCCCGUUAACAGCGCGCUCCAGUAAAUAAAGUCAUCAGUAGACCUCGCGGCGCGCAACAGUCACCGAAAGACACAGUGGAGCCAUGAACCAGCAGCCGAGCUCUCCGGCCUCCAGACUCGCGCUUAAACUUUGGGAGCCCGUCAAGUCACCCAGACCAUGAAGAGGCAAAACGUGAGGACUCUCGCGCUCAUCAUCUGCACGUUCACCUACCUUCUGGUUGGAGCCGCCGUCUUCGAUGCCUUGGAAUCUAAGAAAGAGACCACUCAGCGGAAGAAACUGGACGUUAAAAAAUCAGACCUAAUGGGCAAGUACAACCUGACGAAGGAAAACUUUUACGAGUUGGAAACGGUUGUGUUGCAGCUGAAGCCGCACAAAGCCGGGGUUCAGUGGAAAUUCGCCGGGUCUUUCUAUUUUGCCAUCACUGUGAUCACGACCAUAGGGUACGGGCAUGCGGCCCCCAGCACGGACGGCGGUAAGGUGUUCUGCAUGUUCUACGCGCUGCUGGGCAUCCCGCUGACGCUGGUGAUGUUCCAGAGCCUGGGCGAGCGCAUCAACACGCUGGUGCGCUACCUCCUGCACCGCCUGAAGAGGGCGCUGGGCCUGCGGCGGCCCGAGGUGUCCAUGGCCAACAUGGUGGCCAUCGGCUUCUUCUCCUGCGUGGGGACGCUGUGCGUGGGGGCCGCCGCCUUCUCCCGCUACGAGACCUGGAGCUUCUUCCACGCCUUCUACUACUGCUUCAUCACGCUGACCACCAUCGGCUUCGGCGACUACGUGGCCCUGCAGAAGGACGAGGCGCUGCAGAACCAGCCGCGCUACGUGGCCUUCAGCUUCAUCUACAUCCUGACCGGCCUCACCGUCAUCGGCGCCUUCCUCAACCUGGUGGUGCUGCGCUUCAUGACCAUGAACGCCGAGGACGAGAAGCGCGACGCAGAGCAGCGGGCCCUGCUGUCCCGCAACGGGCAGCCGGCGGGCGCGGGGGCGGGGCCUCAGCACCCGCACGCCCCCCGCAGGCCCGGGGACCCCGCCUCCUUCUCCUCCUCCUCCUCCUCCGCGGGCGGGGUCGGGGGCGGCGGCGGCGGCGGCGGCGGCGGCGGAGGAGGGGGGCGGGGCCUGCGGAACGUGUACGCGGAGGUGAUGCACUUCCAGUCCAUGUGCUCCUGCCUGUGGUACAAGAGCCGGGAGAAGCUGCAGUACUCCAUCCCCAUGAUCAUCCCGCGCGACCUGUCCACCUCGGACACCUGCGUGGAGCACAGCGAGGCCUACACCGACCCGCUGUCCAACGGCUGCGUCUGCGGCCUGCAACGCCGCUCCGCCAUCAGCUCCGUCUCCACCGGCCUGCACAGCCUCUCCACCGCCCGCGGCCCCACCAAGCGCCGCAGCUCCUUCUAGUGGCCGGGAGGACCCACUAACGCUUCCCCUCGUUUCCCUCCGUGUGGCUGUGGGGUCCACUGCUGCAGACUAAACACAGCGCCAGCUAGUGGCCGGGAGGACUCACUGCAUCCCCCCCCGUUUCCCUCUGUGCCCGUGAGAGGACUACUACAUUAAACGAGCCACAGCGCCACCUAGCACCCCGGAGGACUCACUGUGUUCUCUUUUUGUUUUCAGGUGCUCGGGGGGAUGGACUAUCACGCUAGACCAAACUGAGGCACUGUUUUAGACUAAAUAACCAUUAAAUCUGUUGGGGUUUGUCUUAAGAUUUUUUUUGUUUGUUUCAUUAUUUGCUACUUUGGUAAUAAAUGUACUUGAACUCACAGGUUAUAAUGCCUACAUAUCAUUUAAGCAUUGUUGACAGUGUUAUGUGGCAUUAUGACAUUUGUCUGUUAGCUGUAAUAAGCCGUCGUGAUUGGCUAGGGGAGGUGUCAUGUCAUGCUUAUGACAUUGUUAUACAGGCUUACAGUUCAAGUUCCAGUCCUUUUUUACUUUCUCCCUCAUGUUUAUAGUGUAUUAUCUGAUUUAUCUUUUGAUAGAGGGGGUUUUCUGAGAGACAAAAAGACACUGUUAAUGUUUAAUAUUCUUAAUAUUCUUAUGAUGAACCUGAAAAAAUUGUAUAUAAAGUAAUAUUAGUAUCCCAAUUUUUGGGAUUUUGCUUUUGAGUUUUACAAAUUAAGCAUGUUUUUCCCCAAUAAACAAUAUAUGGGGAGGGUGGACUUUUGAGUGACACUACCGUUCAUAGAAAGAAAAAAAACUGUGUACAUAUAUGUAAUUUUGACACUUUAUAUCAACUGUUUCUGGUAUUAGAAAGAGCCUAUUUUUUACACUUAAGGGAUUUAAACCAAUUAUUGUAGGUUCCUGUUAACCUGAAGUUCAGUUUCAAGUUCACACACACACACACACAUAUAUUUUACCCUGCUCAAGAGUUUAAUUUUGUACAAAGUUUUAUUAUUUCCAUUCUAACUAUCUCUCUUUUCUCAUACCAGUUUAUUUGUUUUAAUGUUUUUUUAAAUUUUAUUUCCCUUAUGACCACACACACGUGUGAUGGUUUUACUGAGCACGUUAGUCUGAUUUCAUGUAGAUUUUUAACCCUUUCACGACUGCACUUUACAAUGCUGUUAUAGGUGCGUGAUAUGUGCGUAAUAAGUGCUGUUAUAAGGCAUUGGUGACAAUGCACUCUAUCGUACAAUAAGGGCAUCCAACUGCCAAGAUUAAAUAACACUUUGUUUCUGGUUUGUUUUUUUAAAUAAACGUGUGGAUGUAUUUGUUUAUGACUUUAGUCUAUGAUGCAGCACUUCUCGAGAGACUGGGAAUGUCGAGCAGAAAUCAAACUUUGAGAAGAGGAGCAGGGUGAGAAUGUGGGAAUACCGCUUUCCUUUUCCAGAAAUAUGAAUUAUGAGUGAGAGACAGGAGCCACUCUGUUAUAUCCUGUGUGCUAAGAUCAUAAUUCUAAUAACUUGAUUGAGAAAAUAAGUAUUGUAUGGUUUGGUUGUGAGUUUAAUUAUUUAUUGUUGAAUUUAUUAAUCUGCCAUGAAUAAACCAAAUUUCCAAUGAAUAGAAAUGAGACAAAAUCUAA